GAGAGAGUGGCUGAAGACAACGUUACGCAAACUGUCGCCCUUGCUUAGAUUCAUGACGUAGGGCGACCCCUGGUUACCCUAGAACCUAGAGGUCCUUAAUUAAUUGACACUGAAGGGAGAUUCGCCCUGCAAAGGGGCUGCUAUAUCGGGUCAAGGAGGAGUUUAAGUCUUGAAUUAUGUUUACCACAUUAUUUCAACAGCGCGUGUGAGUUUGGAGUGGAUCAGCUUGCAUACGAUGUUGUUAAGAAUUGGCAACGCUUCACAAAAUCGUCACUUCAGGGUUCUGAGUCAUGGAUUGUCAUACGAUGUAUAAACACACACAACAUCGUGCAAGAUAAGCGAGCCAUCAAUUUUUUGCGGAGUCUUCAGUCUUCAGCAGGCUCCCUAGGCCCCUAGCCUUAUUCUUAAAAGAUGUCCGUCCGCAUUCAGUUGUUCUUUCAGGUCAUUUAGCCGGAAUAUGCCAUUCGCCACCUGGACCAUUGUCAGAUGUCUGUUAGUGCAAUUUAGACUGCAACAAGAACCAUUCUACACUCCAAAGCCAGCUCAGAAAAGAAACAUCAGAAGCUCUGAAUAGUACAAACAUCAGUAACUCUCAUUCUGAUUUCUAAUCUCAUCGCGUCGAAAGAAAAAGUAACGCUUCCCCGUGGGGCACAAACCACUCUAGCCGAGAUUUCCGAGGUCCUCUACCACUCGUCCCACAUGGGUCCAGUCCAGCCCCUUAGCUCCUAGCAGGGGGCAGUCUUUCACUCAGCAGAGAACAGUGAAAGUUUGGGGUAAAUCUGGGGUUCAUUCUCCUCCGUUUUCCUGCCUGAUCCUCCUCUUCAACCUCGGGUACCAUUUCGCGCGUUUGACCAGGAUGAACAACACUCAGCAACCGAUUCGCUUCGCCAAGAAGCCUGUCUCGAGGAAGCGCGCGACAAAGGCGUGUCUUAAAUGUCGCAAGCGAAAGGUCCGGUGUGAUGUCACCCGCACCUCGACGCCUUGUACCAACUGUCGACUUGAUGGCUGUGAAUGCGUCGUUGCUCGUCGUGCUGAUGCUUUUCCUAUUCCUCAUCGUGGCGCCUCCGUCAUCUCCGAUAAUGACGUCCUUAUUCGAGACUGUGAAGCCGUCACGGCAGCUGCGUCUACGACAUCUUCGAACGACGAUAACCCAACGAGUCCUGUCGACGAUGCGACUGCCGUGCUACAUACACUAGAGGAAAGUGAAUACAAGACGUCGGUCGAGCAUCAAGAGCGGGUUGACCUGGAGUCGCCCACGACAAACACCACCGAAGAUGUCAUCGAGGAGAUUAGAGAGAUCCCACCAUACACGCCCUCAAUCAUCGAAGAGCCAAGCGAACCCGUACGAUCGGAACUCAAAGCUCUAUACUCGUCAAUGCCCUUCCUCCGAACCCUCAACAUUCGCGACUGCGAUUUCCAUCACCUCAACGCCCAAGGCUGUCUACGCGUCCCGUCCAAGCCGAUCCUCGACGAAUUCAUCCGACAUUACUUCCUCUACAUCCAUCCAUUAUUGCCUCUUAUCAACGAAGCCGACUUCUGGGAUGCGUAUGAUCCUACGCCUAAUUCUACGACGACUGGGACGCCUGUUUCGAUGCUUCUGUUGCAAUCGAUGAUGUUUGCUUCGUGCACUUUUGUGUCUAAAGAGAGUCUCCGCACGUUGGGAUUCGCCACUAUCCUUGAAGCCAAGGAGGCUUUUUAUACCAAGGCCAAGCUUCUAUACGACUUCUCGACCGAUCCCGAUCCCAUCUCCAUCGCACAGUCUGCCCUCCUCUUGACCUACUGGUGCCCAACUUUCCGCUCUGGGCCUGGCAAGGCAAACAGUAGAUGGCUCCGAAUCGCAAUCAAACACGCCAAGUCAUGCGACGCCGAUAGUUACGACUCGCCCUCUUAUGGACUACACAUAUCACAACAAGAUGUCAAGCGACGGAAUAUACUGAAGCGUAUUUGGUGGUGCUGUAUUAUCCGCGACCGAAUCAUGCCCCUCUGCGUUCGAAGGAAUAUCCAGAUCACAAGUGCCCAUUUCGACUUUGCGAACUGCUCUCCAUUAUGUUACGAUGAUCUUGUUGAUGAACUCGAGUCAUCGCGGGUCUACAACAUUGCCACAAAGCACAAGCUCAUCCUCACAUUAGAGCGUCUCACAGAACUUUGUGUCACACUCACAGACGUCCUGGGUCUAGUAUAUCCUACCGAGACAUUGCCAAUAUUAGACGCGGAGGCACAUUCAACAGCGUAUGCGCAAGUGCAGGAACACAAAAGGUCACUGAAGAACUGGGCAGUGGCUACAAGACCACCACUCGCCAUCCAAGAUUUGACAUUAAGUUCAGGAGGAUAUGAGGACUCCGCAGUAUUGUUCACCAACCUAGUCUGGAUCUACUUCCACGCCAGCCAAGUCGCUCUCUGCAACUACGAACUCCAUCUCGGUCUAAUCCUAGGCCUCGUCAACCAAACCCCCACCGCAUCACACGAAACCCAAUUCCUUAAGAACAACCGAAGAGAUCUCCGAAACGCCACAAAAAGCAUAGCAGAAUGCUUCGCCCGACUACAUCCCCACCGACUCACCCGCUGGCUACCGAGCAGCGCUGUAGCAUGCACAGCUCUUCCUCUAGCGAUGCACAUGGUCGACAUGAAGAUGUCCACUGCCUCUUCCGCAACUGAGAUAUGGGCCCGUCCGGAAGUUGCUUCCAAGCAAUCGCGACUCAACGUCUUGAUACAAGUCUUCAGAGAGCUACAUCCCAAGUACGACGGUGUUCAUUCUAUUUCCAAGACGAUUCGAUAUUUUAUGGAGUCUAGUGAUCGUGAGGAACCUUCACAGAUGAUGCUCACCAACGAUCACGCUGAUGUCCUGGCCCGAAGUCCAACGCAAUAUCUCAGACUGGCUUUGACCAUCGACGUGUGUCUUAGCCAAGAUCGACUGGCUCAAGAUAGUGACUUCCCAGCUGCUCUAAGACGCUUCUUCAACAGAAAUAGGUCUUUGAUGCCCAUGCUAUUAGGACAACCGCAAUUCGCGCCAAUGCCGAUGACACAGCAAAUAACCCUCCCUCGACCGCUCUCCCCGGCAACAUACGCGAAAAGCUUUUCGCGAUGGAUGGAAGAUGAUCCCUCUGUGGGGUUUGCCAUGCAGAUGGGCAUAGACAUUGGACCCCAAUCACCUGUAGUCUACGAAGUCGCGGAACGAGCGCGAAAGACUCAGUCAGAGAGUACGGAAGAGCCCUCACCCGUGUCUGAGCAGUCACAAUCACAGUUCAGCGAGUCGGUAAUGGGCAUGGAGACAACGGAGGAUCUACUACAGCGUCUUCAAGGGGCAGUGAGUUGGGCUCAGAAUGACCAAGCUUUGUAUUUUGCCCAAGAGAUGGGAUUGCUGUCUGAUGGGAUUGGGUUCAACCAAGGUUAUAACCAAGAUUUUAACCAAGGGUUUUUGUAAAUCAGCUUGCAAGCGCUGCAAUUUAAUGACUGACAUGAAUUUCUACAUAAUUAAUAUUGCUCUGUAGUUUCUAUCCGCUUUCUGUUCUGUCU
Fusarium verticillioides 7600 is the source of this 3513-nucleotide messenger RNA. RefSeq lists its product as hypothetical. Gene Ontology annotation, biological process: DNA-templated transcription; regulation of DNA-templated transcription. The coding region runs from base 857 to 3421 and encodes 854 amino acids. Lineage: Eukaryota; Fungi; Ascomycota; Sordariomycetes; Hypocreales; Nectriaceae. The transcript has 5 exons. Gene Ontology annotation, molecular function: DNA-binding transcription factor activity, RNA polymerase II-specific; DNA binding; zinc ion binding. The record is from RefSeq and is a predicted model, not a curated record.